UGUGCUGUGGUGCCACCGGGCCUGGGAUCGGAGGGAGUAAGCUGUGCGCGCCCGGAGGCCCCGGGCCGUCGGGCGCCCGUCUUGUCUCCAGCCAUGGGGUCGGCGGCGCUGGAGAUUCUUGGCCUGGUGUUGUGCCUGGUGGGCUGGGUGGGCCUGAUCCUGGCGUGCGGGCUGCCCAUGUGGCAGGUGACCGCUUUCCUGGACCACAACAUCGUGACGGCGCAGACCACCUGGAAGGGGCUGUGGAUGUCGUGCGUGGUGCAGAGCACAGGGCACAUGCAGUGCAAGGUGUACGACUCGGUGCUGGCGCUGAGCACAGAGGUGCAGGCGGCGCGGGCGCUCACCGUGGGCGCCGUGCUCCUGGCGCUUGUCGCGCUCUUCGUGACCCUGGCGGGCGCGCAGUGCACCACCUGCGUGGCCCCCGGCCCGGGUAAGGCACGCGUGGCCCUCACGGGCGGCGCGCUCUACGCGCUCUGCGGGCUGCUGGCACUCGUGCCGCUCUGCUGGUUCGCCAACAUCGUGGUCCGGGAGUUCUACGACCCGACCGUGCCCAUGUCGCAGAAAUACGAGCUGGGCGCCGCGCUUUACAUCGGCUGGGCCGCCUCGGCGCUGCUCAUGUGCGGCGGCGGCCUCGUGUGCUGCGGCGCCUGGGUCUGCGCCGGCCGCCCCGACUUCGGCUUCCCGGUCAAGUACUCGGCGCCGCGGCGGCCUACGGCCAGCGGCGACUACGACAAGAAGAACUAUGUUUGAGUGCGCUUGCGCGGCAGGGCCGCGAGCGGGAGGACCGGCCAGGGUAGCCCCGCAUGGACGGCGGCCUCCGCGGCGCACAGGCUCUGCGGAAAUCUGGGUCCUGCGCACGGACCGGACUCUG
This is a messenger RNA of Lipotes vexillifer (Yangtze River dolphin), 871 nucleotides long. It is a transcript of the gene CLDN5, whose product is annotated as claudin 5. Gene Ontology annotation, molecular function: structural molecule activity. The record is from RefSeq and is a predicted model, not a curated record. The coding region runs from base 94 to 750 and encodes 218 amino acids. Gene Ontology annotation, cellular component: membrane; bicellular tight junction. Lineage: Eukaryota; Metazoa; Chordata; Mammalia; Artiodactyla; Lipotidae. The transcript has a single exon.